Messenger RNA from Esox lucius (northern pike), 2890 nucleotides. Its product is annotated as dynamin-1-like protein. The coding region runs from base 108 to 2279 and encodes 723 amino acids. Gene Ontology annotation, biological process: mitochondrial fission; mitochondrial fragmentation involved in apoptotic process. Gene Ontology annotation, molecular function: microtubule binding; GTP binding; GTPase activity. Gene Ontology annotation, cellular component: microtubule; membrane; cytoplasm. NCBI's taxonomy places the organism in Eukaryota, Metazoa, Chordata, Actinopteri, Esociformes, Esocidae. The record is from RefSeq and is a predicted model, not a curated record. The transcript has 19 exons.
UGGGCUAUUUUAAUGGUGUCUAUGGGUCAUUGAAUGACUUUGUACCAUAGCUGGUGGAUAGCUUUUCCGUACAUUUUGCCUGUAAGAAAGCUGGCAAUCCCUUCAACAUGGAGGCUCUUAUCCCCGUUAUAAACAAGCUUCAAGAUGUAUUUAACACUGUGGGAGCGGACAUUAUACAGCUGCCGCAGAUAGCAGUUGUUGGAACCCAGAGUAGUGGGAAGAGCUCUGUGCUAGAGAGCUUGGUGGGCAAGGACAUGCUGCCCCGUGGAACCGGUGUAGUGACCCGGCGGCCACUAAUCCUGCAGCUAGUUCACGUGGAUCCUGGAGAUGGCCGGAAAAUGAAAGAUGACAACGGUGUGCAGGCAGACGAAUGGGGCAAAUUUUUACACACUAAAAACAAGAUCUACACAGACUUCAAUGAAAUCAGGCAAGAAAUCGAAAAUGAAACUGAAAGAAUUUCAGGUACCAACAAGGGGAUUAGUGGCGAGCCUAUUCACUUGAAGAUCUUCUCCCCUAACGUGGUGAACCUCACCCUGGUCGAUCUCCCCGGCAUCACCAAGGUCCCUGUGGGCGACCAGCCCAAAGACAUUGAGGUUCAGAUCAGAGAGCUGAUCCUGAAGCACAUCUCCAACCCCAACUCCAUCAUCCUGGCGGUGACCGCUGCCAACACGGACAUGGCCACCUCCGAAGCCCUAAAAGUGGCCCGCGAGGUUGACCCCGACGGCAGGAGAACACUCGCUGUUGUAACCAAGCUGGACCUGAUGGACGCUGGUACCGAUGCUAUGGACGUCCUGAUGGGCAGGGUCAUCCCUGUCAAACUGGGCCUCAUAGGAGUGGUCAACAGGAGCCAGUUGGACAUCAACAAUAAGAAGUCAGUGGCAGACGCCAUCCGCGACGAACACGCAUUUCUGCAAAAGAAGUACCCCUCCCUUGCCAACAGAAACGGGACCAAAUAUCUAGCUAGGACUCUAAACAGAUUACUGAUGCACCACAUCAGAGAAUGUUUACCGGAGCUGAAAACGCGCAUCAAUGUGCUGGCGGCCCAGUACCAGUCCCUGCUGAGCAGCUACGGCCAACCCGUGGAGGACCAGAGUGCCACCCUGCUGCAGCUUAUUACUAAGUUUGCUGCAGAGUACUGCCACACCAUCGAGGGCACAGCCAAGUACAUUGAGACAGCAGAGCUAUGUGGUGGUGCCAGAAUCUGUUACAUAUUUCACGAGACUUUUGGACGAACUUUGGAGUCCGUGGAUCCCUUAGGAGGACUCAACACCAUAGACAUACUGACUGCCAUCAGGAACGCCACUGGCCCUCGCCCAUCUCUGUUUGUACCUGAGGUGUCGUUUGAGCUGCUGGUGAAGAGGCAGGUGAAGAGACUGGAGGAGCCCAGCCUGCGCUGUGUGGAGCUGGUCCACGAGGAGAUGCAGAGGAUCAUCCAGCACUGCAGCAACUACAGCACCCAGGAGCUGUUGAGAUUUCCCAAGCUCCAUGAUGCCAUAGUAGAAGUCGUCACCUCCCUCCUCAGGAAAAGGCUGCCUAUCACCAACGAGAUGGUUCAUAAUUUGGUGGCCAUAGAGCUGGCCUACAUCAACACCAAGCACCCGGAUUUUGCUGAUGCCUGUGGGGUCAUGAACAACAACAUAGAGGAGUCGAGGCGGAACAGAAUGAGAGAGCUGCCCGCCACUGUCCCCAGGGAUAAGUCCGUAGUCAAGGGUCCAGUCGGCCAGCCUUCCAUACCUACUGAGCCCCUUGGUUCUGUGGACACAGAGGGCGUCAAGGCACCAGGAGCAGUGCCUCAAGGUGAUCAAGAUGGGACAGGGAACUGGAGAGGCAUGCUGAAGAAAGGGGAUGAGGGGGCCCCCGGCUCGGGCCCCGCCAGCCCUCAUAAGGGUCAUGCUGUUAAUCUGCUGGACGUGCCUGUUCCUGUCGCCAGGAAGUUGUCGUCUCGAGAGCAACGGGACUGCGAGGUCAUCGAGAGACUCAUUAAGUCCUAUUUUCUCAUCGUCCGGAAGAAUAUCCAAGAUAGAUGGCUGCUUGCAGAGGGCCACAGCCUGGGGAAAGAAACUGUUCACGCAGCAGGAUAUUUCCGGUCAUCACUGACCUGUGCUGCCUCUGUUUCUCGGCCGAGUGAAGAGAUUCGAUAUCCCUUUUCCCUCCCCUGUGUCCCGCAGCGUGCCCAAGGCAGUAAUGCACUUCCUGGUGAACCAUGUGAAAGACAGCCUGCAGAGCGAGCUGGUGGGCCAACUCUACAAGUCUGGCCUCCUCAACGACCUGCUCACUGAGUCCGAGGACAUGGCCCAGAGACGCAAGGAGGCUGCGGACAUGCUAGAGGCUCUGCAGAAGGCCAGUCAUGUCAUCGCAGAGAUCAGGGAGACUCAUUUAUGGUGAGGAAUGAAGCCUGAAGCCUCUUGUAAUAUGCCAGUCCCGUCUGAGAGAAAUCGAACAUGUGAAAAUGCACUGCUGUGGUUCCUGUAUGAGUCUCUGUAUAAUACGCCAAUACCUCAUUUAAGCGUAACUAUGUAGUUAAUAACCGAGAGCGUUUUCAGUCCGAGCUCGACACAACUGGCCGAGAUUGAUGACACUGAAGUGACCUCAGUCUCGAGCCCUUUAAGUUGUUGAAAUGUUCUUCAAUUUACGUACCUUUCAUAUUGUCAUACCCACAUUGUCUGUGGAAAUGGAUAACAAGCCAAAACGAAACCUUACCCAUCGUAAUUUAUUUUUGUUUUUUGUUUAUGUCAAAAGCACUGUUCCUGCUUAAUGCCUAAGUAAUAUCAUGUUUCCAAGGUGCUGGUAGUGAGUUGUUCAGGGAAUGUGGUACAUUGCACUGCACAGUCAAUAUCGUGUUGCACUGUGGUAUUCUGUGUGUGGUUAAUAAAUACAUGGAUUUAUUUCA